Otolemur garnettii (small-eared galago) is the source of this 2896-nucleotide messenger RNA. RefSeq names its product low density lipoprotein receptor (gene LDLR). NCBI's taxonomy places the organism in Eukaryota, Metazoa, Chordata, Mammalia, Primates, Galagidae. The record is from RefSeq and is a predicted model, not a curated record. The coding region runs from base 224 to 2791 and encodes 855 amino acids. Gene Ontology annotation, molecular function: calcium ion binding; protein binding. The transcript is spliced from 18 exons.
AAGCAGAAGUCACAUCGGCGGUUCGAAACUCCUCCUCCCGCGGUGAGGUGAAGACGUUUGAAAAUCACCCCACUCCAAACUCCUCCCCUCCCGGGAAACCUCGCCUAGAUAUGCUGCUGAGAAUGACUCGGGUGCACGUGCAGCCGCAGGAAGCCUGAGUUCCCAGCUUAGACACCGCGGGCCAGUGAAACAGAUCGGGACGUUGCGAGCAGAGGCUGCGGGAAUGGGGCUCGGUGGCUGGAGGCUGCGCUGGAUCGUCGCCCUGCUCCUCGUCGCGGCGGGGACUGCGGUAGAAGACAGAUGUGAGAGAAACGAGUUCCAGUGUCAAGAUGGGAAAUGCAUCUCCUAUAAGUGGGUUUGUGACGGCAGCCCCGAGUGCCCAGAUGGCUCUGAUGAGUUCCCGCAGACCUGCAUGUCUGUCACCUGCAAAUCAGUGGACUUCAGCUGUGGGGGCCGCGUCAACCGCUGCAUCCCUCAGUUCUGGAGAUGUGAUGGCCAAGUGGACUGUGAAAAUGGCUUGGAUGAGCAAGGCUGUCCAGCCAAGACAUGCUCCCAAGAUGAAUUCCGCUGCCAUGAUGGCAAGUGCAUCUCCCAGCAGUUUGUGUGUGACUCAGAACGGGAUUGCUUGGAUGGCUCAGAUGAGGCCUCAUGCCCCGUGACCACCUGUAGCCCUGCCAACUUCCAGUGUAAUGAUUCCACCUGCAUCCCUGAUCUAUGGGCUUGUGAUGGUGACCCUGACUGCAAGGAUGGCUCAGAUGAGUGGCCAGACCGCUGUGGGGGCCGAGAAACAUUAGCCACCCAAGGGAACAAUGGUCCCUGCUCCUCCCACGAGUUCCACUGCCAUAGCGGCGAGUGCAUCCACUCCAGCUGGCAUUGUGACGGUGGUCCUGACUGCAAGGACGAGUCCGAUGAGGAGAACUGUGCUGUGUCCACCUGCCGCCCUGACGAAUUCCAGUGCCUAGAUGGGACCUGUGUCCAUGGCAGCCGGCAGUGUGACUGGGAGUAUGACUGCAAGGACAUGAGUGAUGAACAUGGCUGUAUCAAUGUGACACGUUGUGAAGGACCCAACAAGUUCAAAUGCCACAGUGGUGAAUGUAUAACCCUUGACAAAGUGUGCAACUCAGUACGGGAUUGCCGGGAUUGGUCGGAUGAGCCCAUCAAAGAGUGUGGCACCAACGAGUGUUUGGACAACAAUGGAGGCUGCUCCCAUAUCUGCAAUGACCUCAAGAUUGGUUACAAGUGUCUGUGUCCUGACGGCUUCCAGUUGGUGGACCAGCGAAGAUGUGAAGAUAUCGACGAAUGUCAGGACCCUGACACCUGCAGCCAGAUCUGUGUGAACCUGGAAGGCAGCUAUAAGUGCGAGUGUGAAGAUGGCUUUCAGCUGGACCCCCACACCAAGGCCUGCAAAGCAGUGGGUUCCAUUGCCUACCUCUUCUUCACCAAUCGUCAUGAGGUAAGGAAGAUGACCCUAGACAGGAGUGAGUACACCAGCCUCAUCCCCAACCUGAAGAACGUGGUUGCUCUGGACACAGAGGUGGCCAGCAACAGAAUCUACUGGUCUGACCUGUCCCAGAGAAAGAUUUACAGCACCCAGAUUGAUGGAGCCCACGGCUUCUCCUCCUAUGAUACCGUCAUUAGUGGAGACCUCCAGGCCCCCGAUGGGCUGGCUGUGGACUGGGUCCAUGGGAACAUCUACUGGACCGACUCUGUUUUGGGCACUGUCUCUGUGGCUGAUACAAAGGGUAUGAAGAGGAAAACACUAUUUAAGGAGAAAGGAUCCAAGCCAAGGGCCAUCGUGGUGGAUCCUGUUCAUGGCUUCAUGUACUGGACUGACUGGGGAACCCCUGCUAAGAUCAAAAAAGGGGGCCUGAAUGGUGUGGAUGUGUACUCGCUGGUGACAGAAGGCAUCCAGUGGCCCAAUGGCAUCACUCUGGAUCUUUCCAGUGGUCGCCUCUACUGGGUUGACUCCAAACUCCACUCCAUCUCCAGUAUUGAUGUCAAUGGUGGCAACCGGAAGACAGUGUUGGAGGACAAGAAGAGACUGGCCCAUCCCUUCUCCUUGGCCAUCUUUGAGGACAAAGUGUUUUGGACAGACAUCAUCAAUGAAGCCAUUUUCAGUGCCAAUCGCCUCACGGGCUCCGACAUUAAUUUGGUGGCUGAAAACCUAUUGUCCCCUGAGGAUAUUGUCCUCUUCCACAACUUCACACAGCCAAAAGGGGUAAACUGGUGUGAGAGGCCCACUCUCCGAAAUGGUGGCUGCCAGUACCUGUGUCUUCCUGCCCCACAAAUUAACCCACACUCGCCCAAGUUUACCUGUGCCUGCCCAGAUGGCAUGUUGCUAGCCAAGGACAUGAGGAGCUGCCUCACAGAGGCUGAGUCUUUAGUGACCACCCAGGGCACCUCCACGAGCAGGCCUCUGGUCACCUCUAAAACUGUGGCGCCGAAGCAUACCGUCACCUGGCCUGCUCCUGAUACCUCUCGGCUCACCACAGCAGAGAUAGUGACGAUGUCAUUCCAAGCCCUGGGUGACAUCGCCGGCAGAGAGAAUAAGGAGAAACCUGGGAGUGUGGGCGCUCUGUCCAUUGUCCUCCCCAUCGCAAUUCUUGUCCUGCUCUGCUUUGGAGCCUUCCUGGUCUGGAAGAAUUGGAGGCUGAAGAGCAUCAAUAGCAUCAACUUCGACAACCCUGUGUACCAGAAGACCACGGAGGACGAGGUGCACAUCUGCCGCAGCCAGGACGGCUACGCCUACCCCUCGAGACAGAUGGUCAGCUUGGAGGAUGAUGUGGCAUGAACAUUGGCCUCAACUACUUUCCCUCUCUGGAACCUGCUGCCACUCAGGAGCAGGAAAAACACUUUCUCCCCAGACCCUGCGCAGACUGUCUAGAACCCUUCCUAA